ACAAGUAUAAUAGACGUUGCAUUAGUGUGUUAGAAGCAGAAGAUUUUAAAAUACAACAUAAGAUAGUCGUUUUAUGAUUGUUCCUCUCGCUUUGAAUGACGACUUGAUUUUAUCCAACCAGGAAGACAUACCAGUAUGGAAUAUUAUAACAAUACAACGACAAAUAUUUAUCACAGCAAUGGAACAAGUAAUACACCUGAGCAUUACAAGGUGAUUUUAAAAUGGAUAUCAUUUCUGAUUUUCCUUGGUAUAAUAGCAUUCAAUGCACUUGUUAUCGUGUUGUUACUAACACGGAAGAAGAAGACGAGAAUGGGAUUUUUUGUUACAAAUCUUGCAAUAUCAGAUCUCUGUCUUGGACUCUUUUACGUUUUCCCGGAGUUGGUUUUCAACAAAUUUGGAGUUCCUUGGAAUAAAUAUGUUUGCUAUAUAGUGUACGCAUUUUUCUCACAGUGGUCAGCCUAUGUAUCUAUAUAUGCAAUAGUUGUAAUGUCUAUAGAUAGACUAUACGUUAUUGUGAGACCUUUAUCUGCAGCAUCUAAAGGACAAAAGUAUCGAUUUGGUUUGGCAUCAAUAGCAUGGAUUACUGGAUCAGUUCUUGCUGUGCAGUACGUUGUUCACACUGACUUCGGGAAGAGGGAGAAGACAUUUUGUGUUCAUUUUAUUCCAUACAUGGAGGUAAGUUUGAGAGAAAAACAUGACUGA
This is a messenger RNA of Mytilus trossulus (common blue mussel), 702 nucleotides long. Its product is annotated as neuropeptide S receptor-like. The transcript is spliced from 4 exons. Lineage: Eukaryota; Metazoa; Mollusca; Bivalvia; Mytilida; Mytilidae. The coding region runs from base 136 to 702 and encodes 188 amino acids. Gene Ontology annotation, molecular function: G protein-coupled peptide receptor activity. Gene Ontology annotation, cellular component: plasma membrane. Gene Ontology annotation, biological process: neuropeptide signaling pathway. The record is from RefSeq and is a predicted model, not a curated record.